Molecule: messenger RNA, 4019 nt
Organism: Carcharodon carcharias (great white shark)
Lineage: Eukaryota; Metazoa; Chordata; Chondrichthyes; Lamniformes; Lamnidae
Gene: man2b1
Product: mannosidase, alpha, class 2B, member 1
Exons: 24
Coding region: 32-3025 (997 amino acids)
Biological process (GO): mannose metabolic process
Cellular component (GO): lysosome
Molecular function (GO): alpha-mannosidase activity; carbohydrate binding
Source: RefSeq, a predicted model, not a curated record
CACGUGGCAGUUUGUCACAUGAUCCGAGGUGAUGGCUGUGAGACUUGGUGUGGGGUGUUUCAAGCUGUUGUUCUCUCUCUGCCCCUUUAUUCUCAGUCCCUGGGCAAAUGGGGAGUCGCCUGGGAGGUGUGGAUACCAGGCCUGUCCUGCUGUCAACCCCAAGAUGCUAAAUGUUCACCUGGUGCCACACACUCACGAUGAUGUGGGCUGGCUUAAGACAGUGGAUCAGUAUUAUUAUGGAGCCAAUACUGGUAUUCAACGUGCUGGGGUCCAGUACAUCCUAGACUCUGUGAUCCCACAACUGCAAGCAGAUCCGACCAAGAGAUUUAUCUAUGUGGAGGUCGCCUUCUUCUAUCGUUGGUGGAAGCAGCAGACUGACAGUAUGAAGAAGCUGGUGAAACAGCUGGUCAAUGAAGGCAGGCUGGAGUUUGUUAACGGAGGCUGGUGCAUGAAUGAUGAAGCAACCACCCACUACAAUUCCAUCAUUGAUCAAAUGACCCUGGGCUUCCAGUUUCUGAAUGAGACGUUUGGAGAGUGUGGUCGACCCCGCGUUGCCUGGCACAUCGACCCAUUUGGACACUCCAGGGAGCAGGCCUCCCUCUUUGCUCAGAUGGGGUUCGAUGGCUUUUUCUUUGGCCGCCUCGACUAUCAGGACAAGCAAAGCCGAGAAGAUCUGAAGGAAAUGGAACAAAUGUGGCGAGCUAGUGCAAAUCUGCCAAAACCCAAUGCUGACCUGUUCACAGGUGUUCUUCCCAAUGGCUAUAACCCUCCCAGUAAGCUCUGCUGGGAUGUGCUUUGUUCAGAUGAGCCCAUCAAAGACAUUAAAGAUAUGGAUGAGUAUAAUGUGGACCAAAUCGUUUCCUAUUUCAUACAAACCGCACACAAGCAGGCGAAGCAUUACAGAACCAAGCACAUCAUCAUGACCAUGGGAUCUGACUUCCACUUUCAAGACGCGAACAUGUGGUACACGAAUCUAGACAAGCUCAUCAAAUAUGUGAAUGCUGCGCAAAACACUGGGAGUGAUGUCAAUGUGCUCUACUCCACCCCAUCCUGCUAUCUGUAUGAACUAAACAAGGCAAACCUGACCUGGUCUGUGAAGUCCGAUGAUUUCUUCCCGUAUGCGGAUGGUCCCCAUCAGUUCUGGACGGGUUACUUCACCAGUCGCCCGGCUUUGAAACGAUACGAGAGACUGAGUAACAAUUUUCUCCAGGUCUGCAAUCAGUUGGAGGUUUUGGGGGCCUCGGGUUCUCACAUUGGCCCCUACGGCGUGGGAGACAGCUCUGUACUGAAGAAGGCGAUGGGAGUGGCCCAGCAUCAUGAUGCUGUGUCCGGGACAGAGAAGCAGCACGUUGCAGAUGAUUACGCCAAGAAGUUAGCCAAAGGCUGGGAUCAGUGUGAGGUACUCAUUAGCAAUGCUCUGUCAAGUCUCAGUGGAAUGAAACAGAAUUUCAUCUUCUGCAACAAACUCAACAUCAGCGUCUGUCCUCGCAUCGAAGAACUUGGCAAUUUUACAGUUACUCUCUACAAUCCCUUGGCGAGAGCAGUGAGUGUAUAUGUGAGAAUCCCUGUUAACGGCACAGAUUACACAGUUUCUGACCCCACAGGCAGCUCGGUACUAAACCAGGUUGUUGCCGUGUCAAAUUUUACAAAGAAACUGCGGAAAGACCGUGGCUAUGCAGUGAACGAGCUGGUGUUCCCGGCCAGGGUUGCAGCAUUGGGUUUUAGCACUUACAGUGUAUCCAGGAAGUCAGACAGCUCCGUGUUUAGCAGACUGUUCAAGUCAGUGAGGAGAAAGAAAGGCCUCACAAUUGAAAAUAAGUAUAUCCGAGUAUUAUUUGACGUGGAUACUGGCCUGAUGAGUGGGAUUGAGAACCUGCAGAAGAAUCUUUCUCUACCUGUUACUCAGAGCUUCCAUUGGUACAGUGCCAGUACAGGAAACCACAAGAGCAGUCAAAAGUCCGGAGCUUAUAUCUUUCGGCCGAAACAAGGGUCCCCUAUCCCAAUGUCCACAAACGUGAAGACAUACACAGUCCAGACGGACUUAUUUCAGGAAGUUUAUCAGAACGUUUCAUCGUGGUGCUCACAAGUCGUCCGACUCUACAAAAACCAAAAGUUUGUCGAGCUGGAGUGGACCGUUGGGCCAAUUCCAGUCGAUGACAACGUUGGCAAGGAAGUUAUCAGCCGCUUCGACACGCCAUUAAAAACAGAUGGAAUUUUCUACACGGAUUCCAAUGGGAGAGAGAUCCUCACACGGAGGAGAGAUUAUCGACCUACAUGGAAACUCAACCAAACGGAGCCUAUUGCUGGAAACUACUACCCUGUGAACAGUCGUAUUUACAUGAAGGAUGGCAAGACUCAGCUGACUGUACUGCCUGACCGCUCUCAGGGAGGAAGCAGCAUCCGAGAUGGUUCACUAGAGCUCAUGGUUCAUCGAAGACUGCUGUAUGAUGAUAACAGAGGUGUCGGGGAGGCCUUGUCAGAGCCGGGUUAUGAUGGCAAUGGGCUGAUAGUGCGAGGGAAGCACCUUGUCUUCCUCGACACAGUCGACGCCUCUGCUGAGCUCCACAGACUGCAGGCACAGGCAGAGUACAUGGCUCCAUGGACCAUCAUGGCCGAAGGCACAGGAGCACCCUACAGUACCCAUCUGAAUCACAUUUCUGAGUUCUCGGCCUUGAAGGAAGAGCUGCCCCAAAACCUCCAUCUCCUGACCCUGGCUCAGUGGGAUUCCCAAUCCUUCCUGAUACGGCUGGAACACCAGUUUGAAAUGGGAGAGAGCAGCGUCUACUCGAAGCCUGUCACCGUGGAUCUGGCUAAUUUAUUUUCUGCUUUUGAGAUCACUUCUGUUGAGGAAAUGUCUCUGGGUUUCAACCAGCGGAAGGAAGACGUGUCCAGACUGACCUGGAAAACUGUACAAGAAGCACACGAUGUCAAGUCAGCCUCCAGCCGUAACGAUAUCUCCAAGCACACUGUGGUCCUCAAUCCAAUGGAGAUCCGCACUUUCCGUGUUCACAUUCAGCACCGGUAACCACCCAGGCUGGGAAUAACUGGGAUCACAGGAAUACUGAGAGAAUGAGCCAAUCAAUUAACACAUGGAAUUUUCAAACCAGUCCAAUCUGUUGUUCUACACAGGGACAGUGUCAUUGAAUGACAGGUUUGACUCUGCUAUUUUUUAACCGGAUGUUGCCUUAAUGUGACAGUUACCACUUAUUCUGUCUUCACAAGUGCCUGGCCUUUUGGAGAUUCCUUCACUGUUUAAUCCAGGUUUUGUGGAUCAGGCUCCUAUUGGCAGCAGAUCGUCAGUCAGUCACUGUUCCUGUAACAAAAUGGGUAAGGCAACUGCCUGGAUUUUAGAAUGGAAUUCUCUUCCCCCUACCACCUCAAUUGCCCAUCUCCUUUUGAUUACAAUGGACAAACAAAGAGCAAGGAAAAGCAUUGAUCAGACCAAAUGCUGAUUCUGUUCUCACCCGCACACCACACUGAAAGCUGGGAGGUUGUGCACCAUCCAGAAGGAUUUGUUAUUGCGUGUUAGGGUAACAGUUAAGAGUAUUUCUUUACCCAGGCCAUUGUACAGCAAUGGCCAGGAAUAGUCCUGUGAGAAAAUCUUCACUCUUAGAAGUAUCUAUUUUAAGGGACAAUUCAAUCCCACUCCCUAGAAUGGAUCCUUUCCCUAAUACACUUGAUACAACUAACAGAGGUCCAGCAACUCUUUUGAGCUUAGGUUCUGAUAGACAGUAGAGAACCUAAUGAUUCAGAUUCAAAACAAGGGGCUAGGGAAGAUGUGCAAUGACUUUCGAAGUUAGUACUAAUUUAAUACGUGCAAAAAAGGUGUUUAUUAAUAAUGUCAAAGAUUGUUAGAACUGGAUUUAAAGUGACCUAUUAUCAAUGCAAUCAGUAUUUGUGAAACUUUGCCUGUCUGUCUACACUUGUGUGAUGUAAAACACCUCAAUCUGUGCCACUUUUUAUAAGAAAUCAGCCAAAAUGCUUCAAAAUAAUCAAAAUAAAAUUUAUAUCUAAGUUAA